AUGUAUCAAGAGGGCACCCUUAAAACUGCGAAUGAAACCAAAUCCUUUCGAAGGAAAAUCAGCGUUGAGAACUUUUUUGGUGUCUUUAAGAAGAAUAACCAUGGAAAGAGACAUAAUAACAAAUCAAAAUGUCAACUAAAAGGAUGUAACAAUGAAUGCACAAAUGAAACCUUUAUUUCAUUUUGUAGCGCAAAGUGUCAUCUUUCUAAACCUCUACCAGAUCCAACCGUAACUCGACCCUAUGCUUCAACUUCUGUGACUUCAUUCUCUGAUGAAGAUUCAAUAGAGCCGGAACUUAAUUUUGCAUCUUCAUCGAGAUCAUUAAAUUAUUUACCAUGGAAUAAUCACUUAAAACAUAAAAUAUCCACGACUUCAUUUUAUAGCAAAGAAAUUGUUUCUUUUAAUGAUCAGGAAAACCUUGAUGGUUCCGUCGGAAUGAAGAAGUCCAGCAAGAAAUUUAAAUCCAUUAGGAAAUUCUUUAAUAAUCAUUCAACAAAUUCUUCAAACAGCGAACAGGUUGAUUCCGCUUAUGAAACUUCAACAGAAAAGGAUUUUAAAAAAAAGAGAGAGAAAACGAUCAAAAAGACAAAAAUGACCACACUUUCUCCCACGGACAAAGAGUAUAUUGAAGUUAAAGAUUUCUUUUCUGUUGGAUUACCAAAUAAGGAUAUUCUUGGUAUUGUUCGUUUACAAAUGCCAAGAAAUCUUAUCAAAGCUCAUGAACAAUAUAAAAAACAAACUGCCAGGUUAAAUAAUUUAACGGAAUCAGAAGUCAGUCAUAGAAUGUUUCAUGGUACUAGGAGUGCGUUAGGUUGCGAACCACAACGGUUUAUUGACAAAAAGGAUGCUGUUUUUUGUAAACCUCCUUGUGGAGUUUGCGGUAUUGCCAAAGAAGGCAAUAAAACGAAAUUUUCUCGUUAUACUCACCAAAUGUGGUUUGCGAGUAGUUCAAGCACAUCGCAAGGUUAUUGUAGCGGCUCCGUUGUGAAAGUAAUAUUUGUGGAGGAGGUCAUCGCUCCUGCGGGCAACUCAAUAUUGAUUGUCGAUAAGGAUGCUGCCGCGCUUCCAAAGUACCUUAUUGCCUACAAAUGA
Molecule: messenger RNA, 1092 nt
Organism: Funneliformis geosporum
Lineage: Eukaryota; Fungi; Glomeromycota; Glomeromycetes; Glomerales; Glomeraceae
Source: the annotation of a GenBank genome assembly